GCCUCGUUCUACAAAUGGACAUUUAGCAGGUGUGACUGAAAACAGAAAUAUGUCUCCUCACACUGGAACGGGAAACAAAAUCUGGAAUAUUCUUAGCAACCCGGAAACAUCAAUAUGGGCGAAGAUAUAUGCCGGGAUAUCAGAUUUUCGUUGCUGCAACAACACCAUAUUUGCAAACUGUUUCAACUGUGGAAACCAGUACCACUGUGGACCGGGGCUAUAAUAAAGUCACUAAAGAACCGGUUGUACUUUUUGAGGCUACCAUCAUAUCUUUAGUAUGCUGUUUAUUCUUUACCGUAGAAUACAUCUUGCGACUGUUGUAUUCACCAAACAGGAAAAACUUCAUUUUGUCUUUCCUUGGUAUAAUAGAUUUCUUGGCUAUCCUUCCAGAGUGGCUGUCCUUUGUCAUUGAACUUCUUGUAGCGGAAAAUUUGUCUGUCUUCAGGGUUUUCUGUGUUUUGAGAAUUUUCCGUAUCCUCCGUCUUUUAAGAAUUUUUAAACAUUUUAAGUUAAUGCUUGGAACGGACGUUUUCGUGUACACUUUAAAGUCUUGCUUUGGGCAGUUGAUUUUUAUUACUUUCCUUUCAUCCAUUCUUGUUGUAUUCUGGGGAACUGUAAUAUACAGCGCUGAGUUUCCUGGUUAUGAAACAAAAUAUCAAAGUAUUCCAGACGCGUUCUGGUGGGCAGUUAUAACAAUGACAACCGUGGGUUAUGGCGAUAUGUUUCCGGUAACUACUGAAGGCCAAAUAGUGGCUUCUUUAUGUGCAGCAUGCGGUCCACUGAUAAUUGGACUUCUUGUUGCUGUUCUAGUUAAUGGUAUGAUCAACAGUUCUAGGAAGUUACAGGGCAGUAGGCAGAGAACUGUUUUAAAAAACGAACCGUUAGCAAAUGUUAACUAAUUUAUUUUUUGUAUCACAUUUCUUGUGUUAAAUACGCGGCCGUGACCGAGGGGUUAAGGUGUCUAACUACAACCAACCUUCCCCUUAAUUAUAGCUGCCGGUUCAAAUCCCACUAGGGACCUUUCAUGUUAUGAAACUCGCUAGCUAGAUAACAGAAUUCAUAUGUUCUAAUCAGGUACUUGCCUGCGCUUGAAAUAAUGCUUGAAGGGGCAUUCGAGGUGCUCCUUCACCAGUAAAGCUUGUCAAGUACGCCAUAUGAACUUUACCAUGUUAGUGCGACUUUAACACAACCAACAAAGGUAUUUUGUGUAAAUAAACUUCUAAAGAAACCCGUAUCAUCUC
Messenger RNA from Ruditapes philippinarum (Manila clam), 1241 nucleotides. Its product is annotated as potassium voltage-gated channel subfamily D member 2-like. Gene Ontology annotation, biological process: potassium ion transmembrane transport. Lineage: Eukaryota; Metazoa; Mollusca; Bivalvia; Venerida; Veneridae. The transcript has a single exon. The record is from RefSeq and is a predicted model, not a curated record. Gene Ontology annotation, molecular function: voltage-gated potassium channel activity. Gene Ontology annotation, cellular component: membrane. Bases 129 to 899 code for a protein of 256 amino acids.